AUGUCCCUGCAUCAGUUUUUACUAGAGCCAAUCACCUGUCAUGCCUGGAACAGGGAUCGUACCCAGAUUGCCCUUAGCCCCAAUAAUCAUGAAGUCCACAUCUAUAAAAAGAACGGGAGCCAGUGGGUGAAAGCUCAUGAACUCAAGGAGCACAAUGGACACAUCACAGGUAUCGACUGGGCUCCCAAGAGCGACCGCAUCGUCACCUGCGGGGCAGACCGCAACGCCUAUGUCUGGAGUCAGAAGGAUGGUGUCUGGAAGCCAACCCUGGUGAUCCUGAGAAUUAACCGUGCCGCCACUUUUGUCAAGUGGUCCCCACUAGAGAACAAGUUUGCUGUGGGAAGCGGAGCAAGACUCAUUUCUGUUUGUUACUUUGAAUCUGAAAAUGACUGGUGGGUAAGCAAGCACAUUAAAAAGCCAAUUCGCUCCACGGUCCUCAGCUUGGAUUGGCAUCCCAACAAUGUUUUGCUGGCAGCAGGAUCAUGUGAUUUCAAAUGCAGAGUGUUUUCUGCAUACAUUAAAGAAGUGGAUGAAAAGCCAGCCAGUACACCCUGGGGCAGUAAGAUGCCUUUUGGUCAGCUGAUGUCCGAGUUUGGUGGCAGUGGUACUGGUGGCUGGGUGCAUGGCGUCAGCUUCUCCGCCAGCGGGAGUCGACUGGCCUGGGUCAGCCAUGACAGCACUGUGUCCGUUGCCGAUGCCUCAAAAAGCGUGCAGGUCUCCACUUUGAAAACAGAGUUCCUGCCCCUCCUGAGUGUGUCAUUUGUCUCGGAGAAUAGCGUUGUAGCAGCUGGCCAUGACUGCUGCCCAAUGCUCUUUAACUAUGAUGACCGCGGCUGCUUGACUUUCGUCUCCAAGCUAGACAUUCCAAAACAGAGCAUCCAGCGCAACAUGUCUGCCAUGGAACGCUUCCGCAACAUGGACAAGAGGGCCACAACUGAGGACCGCAAUACAGCCUUGGAGACUCUGCACCAGAAUAGUAUCACUCAAGUAUCUAUUUAUGAGGUGGACAAGCAAGAUUGUCGCAAAUUUUGCACUACUGGCAUCGAUGGAGCCAUGACAAUUUGGGAUUUCAAGACCUUAGAGUCCUCCAUCCAGGGCCUCCGGAUAAUGUGA
Molecule: messenger RNA, 1113 nt
Organism: Pipistrellus nathusii (Nathusius's pipistrelle)
Lineage: Eukaryota; Metazoa; Chordata; Mammalia; Chiroptera; Vespertilionidae
Source: the annotation of a GenBank genome assembly